Molecule: messenger RNA, 1684 nt
Organism: Microbotryum saponariae
Lineage: Eukaryota; Fungi; Basidiomycota; Microbotryomycetes; Microbotryales; Microbotryaceae
Source: the annotation of a GenBank genome assembly
AUGCAAGGUCGUAUCCGUUUCGGCCCCAAGAGAGGGAUCAACACCAAGGCCAAGUCACGCGCCUCGCCGAUCGUCUCGGGUCCACAACCGGUCUGUCAAGCGUAAGUAGCCACCAUCAUUGGAACGGGUUCAUGUAUACCUCGAGACCAGCACUCCGUCACUACGUCACUCCGGCGACGUGCUACUGCACCUAGCCAGCUCUGCAAUUCUGACGAUCCUCCUUUUCGCAACCCCCCGCUCGCUGACCUCUUUUACACCCCCUCCCUUGCCCGUCCAUACACCCCCCCCCCUUCCAACAGUUGUCAAACCCAAUUCAGCCGCUACACUUGCCCCUCAUGCAACUUUCACUACUGCACCCUAACGUGCUACCGCUCCCCUUCCCACUCGACCUGUUCCGAAGCCUUCGAUCGACAAUCCCUCGUCGACGAAAUUCGGUCUUCGGAAGGGACCAGUCGGGAACAACAAAAAGCCAUGAUGGAAAUGUUGAAGCGAUUCGAAGAGGAACAGGGGCAAGAGAAUGAAGAAGAUGCUGAUGAGGUUACGCAGCGUAUGUUGGACCGAUUGGAAGGGGUCGAUUUAGGUGCGCCGAUCUCUUCCCAUCGAUCGGUUGGUAAUCGAGGAUUGAUCGUGUCGGAAGGAUGGCUCACACAGAUUCGAUUGAACCUUCGCAAUUGUUGGAGUACCUCUCCCCGGCUCAGCGCGCAGAGUUUGAGGACUUGUUGCAAGCUUCGACCAAGGUCGAGGCCCUCAUGGAGGCUCAUGAUGAACUGAAGAAGCCGUGGUGGGAAGAGACGGAGGGAGUGGUGGUUGAAGAAGAUGAAGAAAACGAAGAUGAAGAGAACGCGUUCACGAAAAAGACAAUACGACCUGCAAUCCUGCCUCCCGAAUCGUUGCCGCCACUCAAACUCUGCGACGAUGGUCGACCCCUUGUUGGCCCCGGUCUGCUCAACAACAUCGUCGCAGUACUGUAAGCCCUACUGACUAGUCUACAACCUUCUCAGUACUUGACUGGAUUUUUUUUUAUGCUUUCGCUCCCCACAGCCUAGCCUACGUCUACGUCGUUCGCACCUACUCACUCUCGUCCCUCUCCACCCUCAUUCCCUCGACGAUGGACCACCAAGAAGUCUAUCGAGUCCUCGUCCACCUCGUACCAUUCCUCACGACACGUUCAACCUUUAUCUUUUCUUCAAUCAAAGAAGCGAUCGAAAAAGUAUUCUCAACCGAGGGUCAAGAAGACCCCUCGACCAUUUUUCAAAUCACGCAAGACGUAGCACGUUUACUUACGCCUUCACCAGUGAUCAACGUUCAAGAUGAUGAUCAUCAUCCUUUCGUAAACACUCUGGCAGCUUUGGCGGAUUUGAAAGCGUUCUUCGGUUCCGUCACACGAGGGGAGCGGUUGAAUUCGAAAGGGAUCAAGACGGAGGCGAAGCAGGCGUCGAUGAAAUUGCGGUUUUACUACGCUUUCCUCGCUAAAUUGGGCGAGGGCGUUUCGACACUCAGGACACUGGGUGAGGAAGUGGAGAAGGUUGGCAGAGGUGUUGCGGGCAUGUGGGAGAUGAAGAGAGUAGAGAGUGAGAGGAAGGGGAUGGAAGGAAAACAAAGGGGUGCGAAGGUGGUUGGGGAGAGGAGCGGUCCGAUUAUUGAGGAAAUUGCAGAGGAAGAAGGGGAUGGAAAGGUCAAGUGA